Messenger RNA from Adineta steineri, 1167 nucleotides. The record is from the annotation of a GenBank genome assembly. NCBI's taxonomy places the organism in Eukaryota, Metazoa, Rotifera, Eurotatoria, Adinetida, Adinetidae.
AUGACAUUUCAUCAAGUUGAACAUCCGCUCUUGGUCAUUCCAGGACCGAUCGAGGUUAGUGAUGAUGUUUUGUUUGCUAAUGCAUCACCAUCUCAAUCACAUAUGUCAAAAAGUUUUACAGAAACAUUUGGAAAUACAAUUCGAAUGUUUCGACAAGUACUUGUUACGGAACGUGGACAACCAAUUAUUACAGCUGGUAGUGGUACACUUGGUUGGGAUAUGAUAGCAUCUAAUCUAACUGAGCCUGGAGAUGAUGUACUCGUAUUAAAUUCUGGAUAUUUUGGUCAAAGUUUUUCUGAUUGUCUUGAAGCAUAUGGUGCCAAAGUAACUCACUUAAAAGCACCAAUUGGACAAUUUCCAUCACGAGAACAAUUAGCUGAAGCAUUAAAAUUAAAGAAGUAUAAAAUGGUAACAGUUACACAUGUAGAUACAUCUACUGGUGUUUUAAGUAACCCACAAAUGGUGAGUGAAGUAGUACGACAAGUAAGUCCUGAUACAUUGGUAAUAGUUGAUGGAGUAUGUUCAGUUGGUAGUGAAGAAAUUCGUAUGGAUGAAUGGUCAUUGGAUGUAGUAAUGUGUGCUAGUCAAAAAGGUUUAGGUGUACCACCUGGACUUUGUCUUGUAUGUGUUAGUGAAAGAGCUAUUCAUUUAGUUGAAACACGUAAAACUAAAAUAAGCGCAUACUUUGCUUCUUGGCUCAAUUGGUUACCUGUAAUGCGUGGUUAUGAACAAGGCAAACCAGUAUAUUUUGCAACACCUCCAAUUCAACUUAUAUGUGCUCUUUAUACUAGUUUGAAAGCAAUUACAUCAAGACCUAUUGAAGAACGUUGGUCAAAACAUAAGGAAGCUAGUCUUGAUUUCAAACAAUUUGUGACAAAUGAACUUGGAUUAAAACAAGUUCCAAAUGAUCCAUCUGUUGCUGCCAAUAGUAUGACGGCUAUUUAUUUUCCUGAUGGUGUGUCAGCACCAGAUGUCAUUCCAAAACUAUUUGAACAUGGUAUAAUUGUUGCUGGUGGUCUUCAUAAAGAAAUUAAAGAUAAAUAUUUUCGUAUUGGACAUAUGGGUAUUACUGCUAUUGAUACAACUCGUCAUGAACUUGAAAAAGUCAAAGACACUUUAAGAAAUAUAUUCACUGCAAUUGGUCACGCAGCCAAAACUACUGAUUAA